UCCCACUCGAUAUAUCUCUGCCUCUUCUCCUCUUCUUGUGGCACCCGGAGAGAACACUCAUCCUCGUUUCUCAGAUUUGUCCAGAUACACGAGCAAAAAUCAACCUAUUAACACUCGAAGCGUGCAGCAUCAACUGCUGAUCAAGCAAAGAACACUCAACCACAAGUAGAGCAUCUCCCUUCAAACAAACCCCCAAACAACCACCAAAAUGCCCGUCCGCAUCCCCGCCGCCGGUAUGACCGAGUACAUCUUCUUCGGCGCUGCCGGCGUGGGCACGCUCGCCCCCCUUGCCAUGGGCAUCCCGGGCGCCGAAGAGCGCGUAGCUCGACAGACUACCAAGUGGGCGCCCAGAUGGGAGCGCAACAUCAACUUCUUCACGAACCACGUCCCCGUCGAGCGCGGCGUCCAGCGUAUCACACCCCCCGUCGAGCGCGCCGUCCAUCGCAUCGAGCACGAAUUGCCCCUUGAACGAGCGGCUAUUGCUACGAGCCAUGUCGCGGAAAAGAGCAUGAAGCCGUUGGACAAGAUUAAGCACAAUUGGACCAUGGAUUAACUUUUCCUGAUGUAAUUGGGGAGUAAGGGCUGGAAUUGGAAGGAUGGUUGUAACACGG
Messenger RNA from Neurospora tetraspora, 611 nucleotides. RefSeq lists its product as uncharacterized. The coding region runs from base 209 to 553 and encodes 114 amino acids. The transcript has 2 exons. The record is from RefSeq and is a predicted model, not a curated record. Lineage: Eukaryota; Fungi; Ascomycota; Sordariomycetes; Sordariales; Sordariaceae.